AUGCCGUGGCUGCUUGCUGGAGAUUUCAAUGAUAUGCUACAUUAUGAUGAUAAAAUAGGGGGUGCCUCCCCCUGUAGGCUUAAAGGCUUCAGGAAAUGGUUUGAUGAUAAUGACAUGAUUGAUCUUGGUUUUUCUGGACCCAAAUUUACUUGGAGUAAUAAUCGGGUUUUUGAAAGACUUGACCGUGCAGUCUGUAAUGUCCAGUGGAGAAGUCUCUUUAACGAGGCCUCUGUCAAGCAUUUACCGAGGACCAAGUCUGACCACUGCCCUAUCAAGAUAAGCCUGAAGUCCAGCUUCUCUUCCUCUCCUAUCGCACGGCCUUUCCGGUUUGAGGCCAUGUGGCUAACUCAUGCUCACUUUAAGGACUUUCUCAUGCAGCAAUGGGCGCUUACUGAUGGCUCUGUCCUUGAUAAAACUAAUGCCUUGGUGCAGCCUCUUUUACAUUGGAAUUCUACUAUUUUUGGUAACUUAAGGCGCAGGAAAUCUACACUUUUAGCUCGCCUGGCUGGUGUACAGAACGCUAUGGGUCCAAACACAAACCGUUUCUUGUCCAAGCUUGAGAACUCCCUUUUUGAAGAGUACAAUGAAGUCAUUGAGCAAGAGUCCUUGUUCUGGCAACAAAAAUCUCGAGUAAAGUGGCUGCAAGAAGGUGAUAGGAAUACCAAGUUUUUCCACCUCACUACUUUAAUAAGAAGAAGAAGAAAUAAAAUAGAGAGACUGAAGGAUGAUAAUGGGGAGUGGAUUGAAGGUGCUGGGGGUCUCAAGAAGCUAGCUGUUAGCUAUUUUGUGGGCCUGUUUACCCAGGACCAGCAGUGCUGCACCUUUGGGGACCUCCCUAGUUUCUUCCCUCCUAUUGAGGCUGCUGACUUGGCUAACCUUGCCAAAAACGUGGAUCUUAUUGAAGUAAAAGUGAGUUUAUUUAACAUUGGUGGCCUCAAAGCCCCUGGUGUUGAUGGGUUCCCAGCUUGUUUCUUCCAAAACCAGUGGCAUCUUUGUGGGAAUGAAAUCUACAAUUUGGUUGACCAAGCUUUCCGGGAUAGCAAACUUCCUGAAGGUGCUGGUGGCUAG
This is a messenger RNA of Prunus avium (sweet cherry), 1068 nucleotides long. Lineage: Eukaryota; Viridiplantae; Streptophyta; Magnoliopsida; Rosales; Rosaceae. The record is from RefSeq and is a predicted model, not a curated record.